GGCAGAAGAAGAAGAAGCAUGUGUCACAGCAGGAGCUUUAUUCUGACGAUUCAAUGAUUUAAUGAUUUAAUGUUAAACAGAAGAGAAACGCUGCGAGUUUAAGGAACAUUUAUCAGAAUGAAGUUCGCGUACAGGUUUUCCAAUCUGCUCGGUGCAGUUUAUCGUCAGGGAAACUUGAGUUUCUCCAAAGAUGGAAACGCUGUGAUCAGUCCGGUGGGAAACAGAGUCUCAGUCUUCGACCUGAAGAACAACACGUCUGAGACGCUGCCCGUCUCCACCGCUAAGAACAUCACGUGUGUGGGAGUCUCUCCGGAUGGCAGCGUGGCGGUAGUGGUGGACGAAGAUGGAGCAGCCCUGUUGGUCAGUCUCGUCACCCGAGCCGUCCUCCAUCAUUUCCACUUUCACAAGCCGGUGAACAGCAUCCGAUUCUCCCCCGACGGCAGGAAGUUUGUUGUGACGAAGGACAAUGUGGCUCUGAUGUACCACGCUCCCGGGAAGCAGCGCAAGUUCAACGCCUUCGUGUUGGACAAGAGCUACUACGGCCCGUACGAUGAGACCACCUGCAUCGACUGGACGGACGACUCCAAGUGUUUCGUGGUGGGCAGCAAAGACAUGUCCACGUGGGUGUUCGGUGCCGAGCGCUGGGCCAACCUCAUCUACUACUCGCUGGGAGGACACAAGGACAUGAUCGUGGGCUGUUUCUUCGAGAAGGACAGUCUGGAUCUGUACACGGUGAGCCAGGACGGGACGCUGUGUGUGUGGGAGAGCGACACCGAGCUGGAUGGCCUCGUCCUGAAGAAGAGCCGGGACCAACCCGAGCCCCUGAAGCAACGAGAGGAGGGAGAGGAGGAGGAGGAGAGGCUGGAAGGAGAAGAGGGAGAGGUCAUCAGAGGGAAAGCUGGACCCCCCAAAGAGAAUACCAAGAACGUUCGAUACAAGCAGAGGAGCAAACACUUCUUCAACAAGGAGGGAGAUUUUAACAACUUGACCACGGCCGCGUACCACAAGCCCACUCACAUCCUGGUCACGGGUUUCGCCUCCGGUAUCUUCCACCUGCACGAACUCCCAGAAUUCAACCUGAUUCACUCGCUCAGUAUUUCAGAUCAGAGAAUUGCUUCAGUGGCGAUAAACAGCUCUGGAGACUGGAUCGGCUUUGGAUGCUCAGGGAUGGGUCAGCUGCUGGUGUGGGAGUGGCAGAGCGAGUCGUACGUCUUCAAGCAGCAGGGACACUUCAACAACAUGGCGUCUCUGGCGUACUCUCCGGACGGACAGUACGUCGCCACAGGAGGCGACGAUGGAAAAGUCAAAGUGUGGAACACCAACAGCGGCCUCUGCUUCGUCACCUUCACCGAGCACAGCAGCAGCGUCACCAACGUCACCUUCACGUCCAGCGGCUUCGUCAUCGUCAGCGCUUCUCUGGACGGGACGGUGCGGGCGUUCGACCUGCACAGGUACAGAAACUUCCGGACGUUCACCUCGCCCCGGCCGGCGCAGUUCUCCACCCUCGCGGUCGACAGCAGCGGAGAGCUGGUGUGCGCAGGAGCUCAGGACUCGUUCGAGAUCUUCCUCUGGUCCAUGCAGACCGGCCGCCUGCUGGAGGUGCUCGGGGGUCACGAGGGUCCGGUCAGCUGCUUGUGCUUCAGUCCCGUGCAGUCGAUCCUGGCCAGCGCCUCGUGGGAUCGCACCGUGCGGCUCUGGGACAUGUUGGACAGCUGGCAGGUCAAGGAAACGCUUCACCUCACGUCUGACGGCUUGUCGGUGACGUACCGCCCUGACGGUCAGGAGUUGGCCGUGACCUCUCUGAACGGUGAGAUCUCUUUCUGGAACUCUCAGAACGCCACGCAAACCGGCUCCAUCGCUGGACGCCACGACCUGGAGAUGGGCCGCAAAGAGACGGACAAAAUCACAGCCAAACAGUCCGCUAAGGGCAAGUCCUUUACGUGUGUGUGCUACUCUGCGGACGGGGAGUCGGUGUUAGCCGGAGGUCAGUCCAAGUUCGUCUGCAUCUACAACGUGAAGGAGACGAUGCUCAUGAAGAAGUUUGAAAUCUCCUGCAACUUGUCCUUCGAUGCCAUGGAGGAGUUCCUGGACAGGCGGAAGAUGACGGAGUUCGGCAGCCUGGCUCUGGUGGACGAGGGAGCAGGGGACGGAGACGGCGUGAACAUCAGCCUCCCGGGAGUCAGGAAAGGUGACAUGAGUUCUCGCCACUUCAAGCCAGAGAUCAAAGUCAGCUCGCUGCGCUUCUCUCCUACUGGUCGCAGCUGGGCGGCCACCACCACCGAGGGCCUGCUGGUCUACUCCCUGGAUGGUUCUAUAGUGUUUGACCCCUACGACCUCGACCUGGACGUGACGCCGGCCAGCAUACGCAAGCAGCUGCGGCUUCAGGAGUGGACGUCGGCCAUCGUCCUGGCCUUCAGACUCAAUGAAAAGGCGCUCAAGCUGGAGGUGCUGGAGACGGUGCCACACGAGCAGAUCGCGCUGGUUUGCAGUUCACUUCCUGACAUUUACGUGGAGAAGCUCCUCGGGUUCGUGGCGUCGUGUUUGGAGAAGUCGGGUCACCUGCAGUUCUACAUGGCCUGGGCCCAGAACCUGCUCAUGCUGCACGGACAGAAACUCAAGAACAGGUCAGGAGCAUUACUGCCCACACUCCAGGCGCUGCAGAAGAGCAUCCAGAUCCACUUUGACAACCUGUCGAAACUGUGUGACUUCAACAUGUACAACAUCCGCUACGCCGAGGCCCUGUCGAAGCAGAGGGGCGUGAAGAGAGCAGCGGAGGAGGAAGAGGAGGGGAAGGAGGAGGAGGAUGAUGAAGGGCUGUCAGAGGGGAUGAGCGAAGCCUCUUUUGAGGAGGCAGAGAUGAUCCUUUAGGCAGCGAGAGAAGAAUAUUGUUGGACUGUGAGAAAACAUUGUAAUUGUAAACAGUUUUUUAAUAAAUUCAUAUGUAAAUGUA
Molecule: messenger RNA, 2950 nt
Organism: Limanda limanda (common dab)
Lineage: Eukaryota; Metazoa; Chordata; Actinopteri; Pleuronectiformes; Pleuronectidae
Gene: pwp2h
Product: PWP2 small subunit processome component
Exons: 21
Coding region: 118-2868 (916 amino acids)
Biological process (GO): maturation of SSU-rRNA from tricistronic rRNA transcript (SSU-rRNA, 5.8S rRNA, LSU-rRNA); ribosomal small subunit assembly
Cellular component (GO): Pwp2p-containing subcomplex of 90S preribosome; small-subunit processome
Molecular function (GO): protein binding
Source: RefSeq, a predicted model, not a curated record